AUGGACCUCUUUCGGGACAGCGCGGAUGCAAAGGAAGCAACCAGCAUGACAUUUCCAGCUGCCUCUAAGUGCCUGUUUUACAAGUUUGGCCAUUCGGGUGCCAUAGAAACAUACGAUAUGAUAUGCACCCUGAGCCAAAGAGCUAUGUAUAUAAAGAUGUUCGCGUUCCUGUGGGGAAUCUGCCCCGACAAUGUUGAUGCUCUUAUGACGAAGCUCAACACUGGGGACUUCUUCCUCCUGUAUCUUCUCAGCAAAAACGUGGAAUUCCAUGCCUUCGGUAUCCUGAUGGAGGAGUUCUCUGGCAGAGUUAUGGGCUACAAGAAAGCGGGGACCUCUACAGAGCUAGGAGAGAGGGCCGCGGACAUCUCUCCUGUGUAA
This is a messenger RNA of Penaeus monodon (black tiger shrimp), 378 nucleotides long. RefSeq names its product innexin shaking-B-like. The transcript is spliced from 2 exons. The record is from RefSeq and is a predicted model, not a curated record. Bases 1 to 378 code for a protein of 125 amino acids. NCBI's taxonomy places the organism in Eukaryota, Metazoa, Arthropoda, Malacostraca, Decapoda, Penaeidae.